AUGAUUACUCCCCGGAUUACCAUGUCUCGGAUGCAAUUUGGAUUCUAUUUCCUGCUUCUUAUUGCCGCAAGCUCGAUUAAUGGCAACCAGCAAAUCUCCAGUGCCAAGAGGGCGCUUCCGGAGGAGGCCACCCUUAAGCUCGUCCCAGAAGAGGAAACGGCCCACUUUGUAAACCAAUCGCGCAUGGUCAGCUGCAGCCACGCCAACCCGGAAGUGAAGCUAAAGUGGCGAAAUCCGAAAAAUGUCCCCAUUAGCGACACCAAGGGUCGCGUGCACAUCGAGGAAAAGGGCAGCUCACUGUCGUUGAUAUUCGAGGCGAUCGCUCGCGUAGAUCAGGGCAACUGGACCUGCGAGGUGGACACGGAAGCGACGGCAGCGGCCACAGACGGGCAGGUGGUCGUUCCGGCACUGCGAAAGCUCUUUAAAAUGAUCGUUUACGAGCCCAUCUCCUUCCGGGACACUAACACCGUGCAAACGGCCGUCGAAGAUAAGGACGCGACCAUCCGCUGCGAGGUGAAAGGACAUCCGCAACCGACCGUGACCUGGCACUUCAACGGCCAGCCUCUGUUCUUCCCACACAACGGUCGGCACAUCAAGCUAGCAGAUGGGAUGUCCAUCAAAAAGGUCGCGCAGAACGACAGUGGGGAAUACACGUGCAAGGCUUUUCAGGUCUCGGCCAAGGGCAGCAGCUUCGAGGAGAAGACCAUUCGACUUAACAUCAAACAUAAACCAUACUUGCCCCCGUGGAAAACGACCGUUUCGGACGCGUACGGGUACGUCAGUGGUGUGGUUAAUCUCACGUGCGAAGCCACUGCCGAGCCUCCGGCCAACUUCAGCUGGUCUGCUAACAACAAGAAGCUCACUCCAAAGAGUCACAUUAUCUACAACGGCCGACAUGUGUCCAUGCUGCAGAUCAUGAUAAAAACGAGCAGUAUAUUCGGUAAGUACAAGUGCGAGGCCAAGAACGAGCUUGGAGCGGUGUCACAAGAGAUCCACCUGAAGGAAGGCACGAAGCCUGACCCACCGAGUCUGUUUCAGCUGCGCGGCGUCAAUUCGGACACGCUCGAUAUCGACGUGGGAGCGACCAAGUCUCACGAAUUUGCACCCGAUCCAACCACCGUCAUCGGGUACCGGUUCGAGCUGAUGCCUACAGAAGAAUACUUAACCUCACGCUCGUGGGACCACGCGAGUCGACGUGACUUCGAUGUCGCAGAUGGAGCCACCUAUCUGCUGGUGCAGUUGAUACCGGACACCAAGUACCUCAUCCGUGUGGCUGCUCGAAAUGCCGCCGGUCUUAGCGACUGGACUGAGGUGAAGGAAUUUUCGACCCACCCAGUGCAACCACACGGAUUGAACGGUUCCAGUGGCCUAACGGCCACGGCCAAGCCCACCGACGUGUGUUUCAAGUUCAUCUGGCUUCUGAUGGUGGCACUCCCAACGGUUCUAUCCAUCACGCACCAUCGGUUCGCAGACCUGAUGAAGAAUCGAAUCUAA
Messenger RNA from Anopheles nili, 1494 nucleotides. RefSeq names its product neural cell adhesion molecule 2-like. The coding region runs from base 1 to 1494 and encodes 497 amino acids. NCBI's taxonomy places the organism in Eukaryota, Metazoa, Arthropoda, Insecta, Diptera, Culicidae. The record is from RefSeq and is a predicted model, not a curated record. Gene Ontology annotation, molecular function: protein binding. Gene Ontology annotation, cellular component: neuron projection. The transcript is spliced from 7 exons.